UGAAUGUGAAUAAAUAUGCACUUCUUAGAUUACUAGAGAAGACCGGAACAGUAAUACUAAAAGUACAAUUGAAAUUUUUGUUCAUGACAGCCUAUAAAAUCUGCAAGUUGGGUGAUGAAAAGCUGUGGAUGUGUGUAUACAAAUAGAGGGUUGGACACAUUUUCUGAAUAUAAAAUAAAUACAAAUAAAUAGACUAAAAAAUGUGCUAGAUUAAGAACACAGGCAGCUUUAUGAAGUCCUCAUUUAUGAAAUAUAGUCUGAGUACAGAGGCAUAUGAGAACACUCCCUUGGGAAGGUUGAUGACAGAGGAAGGAAGAUAGGGUGGAGAAGAGGAAAGGAAAGCAGAACUGUAAAGAAUAUGUGGGAAUCCAGUGCAGGCCAUUGUAAGAAAAAAGUGAAAGCCAUUAUAGUUUAAGAAGGCAGAGUUCAGACAUACACAAAUAUCAAAACAGACCUAGAAUUCAGGAAGGAGAGAAACUUGAAACAUGAAGGAAAUGAAAGAGGUACUGCUGAUGGAUCAGAUCUUUCAGUUUUAAGGAAACCUCAUUUCAGAAACAAGAACUUUAGAUUUUGUAUCGAGGGUAUGCAUUUCUUGUUUCAAGGCGUUGGCUUGAGGUCGUACUUGGACUCUCAGGUCAGGAUUAAUAAUUUGGAAAGAGCUGAGGAAAUUCACUCUUGAUUGAGGAAGUCUAUGAAAUGAGUUCAGUAGACACUGUCCCAGAAUGGUAGUGUGGGAAUUGCAGAACACUGUUAGUAGCACAGUCUCCCUGGUUUGUGGUUCAGUUUCUUCUCUGAAGAUAAGACCUUCAUGUUUGGAACUGUAAUGGAUAUUAUUGGUGAAAUUAACCUGGAUUUACGUGAUUUAUUACAAAGAACCAGAUACAAUUGUCUGCCAUCAUUGCAAAUAUUAAUGAAUUAUUGCCAAAUUUAAACGUAUUGCUUAUAGUAAAAUCUACUAUAAGUAUUUAUAAUCUAGCACUUGCCGGAACACUAUUUUAAUGCUAAUGAGGGCUUACAAAGUUCUAACGUACCUUACAAGGAUUAUUUUAAUGUAAUCGAAAUGCUGAGAUGUAAAACUGGAUUAUUAAUACUAUGGACGGCAUCAAGCCUGAUAAAUUAUACUACAGCAGAACCUGCAAAAUGCACAGUGAAUCUGACCGAAAACUACACCUUUACUGACUCAAUUCAUCUCAACUGGACAAGUUCUGGACAUCAGUGCAAUUUCAGUGUCAUGUUCAGUGUUAGGAACUCAUGGACUACAGUUUGUGUUUCAUCUCUUCCUCUAAUGGAUCCUAAAGAGUUCUACAGCUGCAGACUCCAGGAUUUGGAACCAGGAACUUGGUAUCAGUUGAGAAUUUUAUCUGACAGAGAUGGGGUGAUGGCCAAUAUUUCUCUUCAAACAGAUCCUGCUGGUCCUACAGAGUUUGCUGUUUUUAAAGAAAACACAACUUCCACCAGUUUGAUGGUUCAGUGGCUAUCAUCACUAGGAACGGUAGACUGGUAUAACAUAUCACUAUUUAGACUGGGGGAAGACAAUGCUCAGACCUUUCUGGCAUCAGUGAAUACAUCAGAGAAGAAUGUGACAUUUAAAGAUCUUGUGCCUGGUAAUAAAUAUAUGAUGACCAUUACUGCUGUUGCUGGAAAUAAAAGUUCUGUUGCACACUUUACCACUGGAUCAACAGUGCCAUCCUCCGUAAAAAUGCUUCAAGUUUCUGGAACUUCCAACAACCUCACUGCUUCUUGGCAGCAUGGCGCUGGCUACGUAGAUGGGUACACUGUGGUACUAAUGGACACGAAGAAUCUUGUACAGCAAACUGAUCUUAGCAGCCAUGCCACAUCAUAUAUGUUCUAUAAUUUAAUUUCUGGACAUGCAUACAACCUGACAAUCAGAAGUAAAGCUUGGGGACUAGAAAAUCACAUCUUCACCUUGUUCAGAACAGCUCCUGCAGCAGUGUCAGAUUUGGUCCUGUAUGACAAUGGUAGUCCAACAUCUCUCAAAACAACCUGGAAACAGCCACCUGGACAUUUGGACUAUUAUAAAGUGACUCUGUUUCAUGGGGAUUUGAUCACUGAAACAAGGACUUUGCCAUCCAAUUACUCAGAGGCUGUUUUUAGUUCAUUAACACCAGGACAAAUCUACAAUGUUACCAUCAGCACUGUAAGUGCAGACCUGCAAACUGCAAGUACUGCAACUGGAAGGACAGCUCCUGCAGCAGUGUCAGAUUUGGUCCUGUCUGACAAUGGUAGUCCGACGUCUCUCAAAGCAACCUGGAAGAAGCCACCUGGAAAUCUAGACUCCUAUAAUGUAAUUCUGUAUCAAGGAGAUACGAUCACUGAAACAAAAGCUUUACAAUCCUUCUACACAGAGCUUGUUUUUAAUUCAUUAACACCUGGACAAAUCUACAAUGUUACCAUUAGCACUGUAAGUGGAGAACUGCAAGCUAAAACUACAGCAACUGGAAGGACAGCUCCUGCAGCAGUCUCAGAUUUGGUCCUGUUUGACAAUGGUAUUUCUCAGUCUCUCAAAGCAACCUGGAAACGGCCACCUGGAAAUAUAGACUCUUACAGUGUGACUCUGUCUCAUGGGGAUGUGAUCACUGAAAGAAGAACUUUACCACCCUCUGACACAGGUGCUGUUUUUAGUUUAUUAACACCAGGACAAAUCUACAAUGUUACCAUCAGCACUGUAAGUGGAGACCUGCAAGCUAAAAGUACUGCAACUGGAAGGACAGCUCCUGCAGCAGUCACAGAUUUGGUUCUGUCUGACAGAGGUAUUCCACAGUCUCUCAAAGCAACUUGGAAACGGCCACCUGGAAAUAUAGACUUUUACAAUUUGACUCUAUCUCCUGGUGAUAAGAUCACAGAAAGAACUUUAUCAUCCUCAGAAACAGAGGCUGUUUUUAAUAGAUUAACACCUGGACAACUCUAUAAGGUUACCAUCAUCACUGUAAGUGGAGAACUGCAAGCUAAAAGUACAGCAACUGGAAGGACAGUCCCUGAUAACGUUACUAAUGCAAAGCUGAGCAGUAGUGAUUCACUGAGAUCGCUGAAGGUGAAUUGGCUUCCACCCAGAGGUGUGUGGGAUCAGUAUCGCAUUAUUUUGCUAAACCAAUCUACUGUGAUCCUGAAUGUCACUGUUGCCAAAACCCAGAAGGAAUAUGAAAUCAAAGAUGUGGGACUUAUUCCAGGAAGGCUGUAUGAUGCUGCUGUAAUUGUGGAAAGUGGGCAUUUGCAAAGCAGAGUCUAUUGCUCUGGAAGAACUGCACCUCAGCCAGUCCUACAACUUCGUGUUAAGCAUUUUAAUGAAUCGUCCCUUAGUGUCAUGUGGGUGACUCCAGAGGCAGAGUGGAACAGUUACACGGUUUCAUUAAAGGACACAAUCACAGAUGUCAAAGUCAAACAUAUAAUUCUUCCAAAAUGGGCGAAAGAAGUCACGUUUCAUGAACUGAUACCAGGACGAAAAUAUUUAGCCACUGUAACAACAAUUAGUGGAGAUUUAAGCAACUGGACUGCAGUGGAAGGAAGAACAGAACCAGCACAGGUAGCUAACCUCAAUGUGACAAAUCAAGGGACAACAGACAGUCUUCACAGCAGCUGGCUAAGACCUUUAGGUGAUGUGGACUAUUACCAAGUGCUUCUGAUCCAUGAACAUAGUGUCAUCAAAAACGAAAGUGUUUCUCGUGAAUCAAGUGCCUACUCAUUCCCAUCUUUGAAACCAGGAGGUCUCUACUCUGUCGUUGUCACCACUGUUAGUGGUGGUAUGUCCUCCAGGCAGGCAAUUGCUGAAGGAAGAACUGUUCCUUCAAGUGUGACUAACCUACUGGUCAAUAACCAUGGUCGGAGUGAUUACCUCGGUGUUUCAUGGAUCCAGCCUUCAGGGGACAUGGACAGCUAUCUGGCAUCCAUCUCUGAAAAUGGCAAUGUUAUUCAGUCUUUACCCAUUCCUAAAUCCAGCAGUGAAUGUCAUUUUAGUUCUCUUGUCCCGGGAAGGCUUUACAAUGUGACAAUACUUACAAGAAGUGGGAAGUUUGAAAACGGCACCACUGCCCAGGAGCGUACCAUGCCUUCACCUGUUCAAGCACUCACUGUUAGCAAUUUUGCGAGAAGUGAUUAUUUAAAGGUUUCCUGGCUCCAUGCCAGAGGUGAUUUUGACUACUAUGAAGCAACCAUUAAAAGCAAAAAUGAUUUUAUUAAAACCAAAGUGGUAGCAAAAACAGAAAAUGAGUGCAACUUCACUGACUUAGUCCCGGGUGGACUAUACAGCAUCACUAUUGGCACAAGAAGUGGGAAGCAUAAAGCAGAGGCAAUGGCUAAUGGAAGAACUUUCCCAGAAGCUGUAAUGAACCUAACAAUCGCUGACCAAAGCACAGAAGAACUUCGAGUCACGUGGUCACCAGCAAAUGGCGAUGUGGACCAGUAUAACGUGCAGCUGCUCUUCAAUGACAUGAUAGUCUUGCCACCAAUUAGACUGAAUAACACAGCAAGGGAUUGCAGGUUCACAUCACUGACAGCAGGACGAAAGUAUAAGAUAGUUGUUUCAACGUUCAGUGGCGAAGCACAAAGGGCUACAUUUGUUGAAGGACUAACAGUUCCAAGUGCAGUUAAAAAUAUCAAUGUUUUACAUUAUGGAACCAACAAGCUUAAGGUGAGCUGGACCCGUGGAAGUGGUGAAGUAGAUUUUUACACAGUGACAAUAUCCCAGCAACAGCGAAUGGUUGAAUCACAGACCGUCUAUGAUAAGCUUGAAUACACCUUUAGCAAUUUAGAACCUGGACAGAAAUACUAUGUGGAAGUUCGGUCCGAAAAGGGCACGCUCAGCAACAGAGCAUCAGCUUAUGGAAGAACAGCUCCCGCUUCUGUCACGAAAUUAUCUGUCAACAACAUGUAUAGUACCCAUUCCUUAAUGGUGAGCUGGCAUGGAGCCACAGGAGUCAUGGACAGCUAUAUUGUUGAGCUUAUUAAUCCCCUGGGAGCUCAGAGGUUAGCCAACAGGACUGAGGCAGCUACAGUGAGACAGUGCAGAUUCGAAGGCUUGGUACCAGGUAAAAAGUAUCAAAUACGAGUCAUAACUGUGAGCGCCAGCCUUCUGAGUGAUGCAGUACAGGCUGAAGAACGAACAGUUCCUGCAGCUGUCACUGGUCUGAAAGUCACACGGAACAGUACCGAUAGCUUAACGUAUAACUGGAACAGCUCAGAAGGAGAAUUUGACCAGUAUGACAUCAUUCUUUAUAAUCCUGACAGAACUCUUCAGGACAAGCAGUUGGCCAGACCAAACUGCUUAGAAUAUAUUGCCAGAGGACUAGUACCAGGGAGGCUGUACAAAAUUGUUAUUGUCACACAGAGUGGAGAGCUGACAAAUGAGUCCUCAAUGUGGAGCAGGACAGUUCCAGCUGCUGUUACUGAUCUACAAGGAACAAACAGAAAUAAGACAGAGAGCCUGUGGUUCACAUGGAGGUCUGCAAGAGGACAUGUUGAAUUCUAUGAUGUAACUCUUUACAGUCAUAACAACACAACACAAGAAAGAAGGAAUGGUACAGACAUAAAGGAGUGCCAUUUUCAUGGGCUGAUCCCAGGAAGGAUUUAUACAGUUGUUAUAGUGACUCAUAGUGGAGACCUGACAAAUAAAGCUUCUAUCUCUUCAAGAACAGCCCCACAGCCUCCAAAGGCAAUGUCAUUUUCUGAUGUAACAAAUACCUCAUUGGAAAUAAAGUGGGAAAACCCUCCUGACUGGACUGACUUUGAUGCCUUUCAGUUGCAGUGGACUCCAAAUGAUCCACUUGUUGUGGUAAAUAAUCCUUAUAGUUCUUCAAAAUCAAAUGCUCGCAUCAUACAUCAUCUUCGUCCAGGUCGCAAUUACAUGUUCAGCAUCAGAAGUGUCAGUGGAAUUUUACAUAAAACCUAUAGUGAACCUCUGCAUGGAAGCAAACGAACAAGACCAGAUAACAUUCCUCACCUCCACUGCCGACCACAAAACUCUACCUCAAUCUCUUGCUCCUGGAGCUCACCAGAUUGUGAUUAUGAUGGCUACAGUAUUGAAUGCCACCAUAUGGAUACUAACGAACUUGUUUUUUCGAAAAGAACAGGCAAAGAUACCCACGUAUACAGCAUCAUGAACUUAGAACCUCACAAACGAUAUCUGGUCUCUGUCAAAGUCAUAUCAGACUCAAUGACUAGUGAUGUAGUCAAAGACAGCGCAAUAACAAUGAUUGAUCGUCCUCCUCCUCCACCUGUGCAUAUCCGUGUGAAUGAGAAAGCUGUGCUGAAGACCAAGUCUACUAUCUUGUUCAGCUUCAACUGUAGCUGGUUCAGUGACAUCAACGGAGCUGUUAAAUACUUCACUGUGAUUGUGACCGAAUCAAAUGAUAAUGAUAAUGUAAUGCCAGACCGCCAACAUCCUCUGCCUUCCUACCUGGAAUACAAGAACAAUAAUUCCAUAAAAGUCUAUCAGACAAGUUAUUUUUUCAGUAACUGCUCUGAGAAGUUGGACAAUAAUUACCAGAGCUUUAACAUAAAUAUUGGAAAUCAGAUGGAAAUUCUAGGAGGGAAAUGUGAUCCGCAUGUGCAGAAAUUCUGUGAUGGGCCUCUGAAAUCAAGGACAGCCUACAGGAUCAGCAUCCGAGCUUUUACACAACUUUCUGUUGAAGAUGGCAGUGGGUUACCUGAACCUCUGUACUCUGACACUUACUUUUCCUUGCCCAUCAGCACUGAGUCAGAAUCUGUAUUUGGCAUCAUAGGAGUAUGUGCUGCUUUAUUCUUGAUUAUCAUGGUUUCUGCAAUCAUCACUUUAUUAGUGUGUCGGCAAAGAGGAAAACAUGCCAAUGCUAGAGACAGAACUCUACUGAGAAUAAACAAUCGUAGAGAGAGAUCAGCCUCCGUCCACGUACGUUUUGGACACCAAAGCAGUCCACCAACAGCAAGCCCAAUUAAACUCAAUCAGUUUGAAAUUAAUUUUGCCAAACUACAGGCAGACUCCAACUACCUUCUGUCUGAGGAGUAUGAGCAUCUUAAAGAUGUUGGUCGUAACCAGUCUUUUGACACAGCACUUCUGCCAGAGAACCGAGGAAAAAAUCGAUAUAACAAUAUAUUGCCUUAUGAUUCAUCAAGAGUGAAGCUUUCCUAUGUGGAUGAUGAUCUCUAUACAGAUUAUGUAAAUGCCAGCUACAUCCCAGGAAAUAAUUUUCGAAGAGAGUACAUUGCUACUCAGGGUCCACUCCCUGGAACCAAAGAUGACUUCUGGAAAAUGAUAUGGGAACAGAAUGUACAGAACAUCGUCAUGGUUACACAAUGUGUUGAGAAAGGAAGGGUAAAGUGUGACCACUACUGGCCCUUCGAUCAUGAUCCAUUAUAUUAUGGUGAUCUCAUUGUACAGAUGGUGUCUGAGUCAGUCUUACCUGAAUGGACAAUAAGAGAGUUUAAGAUCUGCAGUGAAGCUCAGCAGAAUUACUCACGAAUAACUCGCCAUUUCCACUAUACAGUAUGGCCAGAUCAUGGUGUACCAGAAACAACUCAGUCCCUGAUCCAGUUUGUCAGAACAGUAAGGGAUUACAUCAACAGAAGUCCUGGUGCCGGGCCCACUGCUGUGCAUUGCAGUGCUGGAGUUGGUAGAACAGGCACUUUCAUUGCUUUGGAUCGAAUACUGCAGCAACUGGAUUCAAGAGACACAGUGGACAUUUAUGGAGCAGUUUAUGAUCUUAGAGUUCACAGAGUAUAUAUGGUGCAAACAGAGUGCCAGUAUGCCUAUCUACAUCAGUGUGUCCGUGAUGUUUUACGAGCAAGAAAGUUGCGCAAUGAACAAGAAAGACUAUUGUGUCCAAUUUAUGAAAACGUGAAUCCAGAAUAUCAAGGAGAUAUUUUUACAAGGCGUUAAGAAUGCAACCACCUUCUACUUGUCUACGCAAGACAGCAGAGUUAUGACCAUAUUAUCCUUUGGGAUUUAAUCUUCUUCCUGUCUGACUCUUCUAACCAUAUUUUUGUUUGGGUCAGAGCUUGUUCUUAAGGUAUUAGAACUACAACAACUUUGUCUUUUGGGAUCAUAAAAUGCAGAUAUUUUAUAACUAAUCUGUGCACUACACGAAUGCCAGGCAUUCAUUUUAUUAUGUGUAUAAUUUAUUUGUCUGGUAUCCUUUAAUGAAUUCAUGUAAUUUAUUGUAUAUACUUGUAUUCAAGUACUAUUGAUAUUAUGUAAAUAUGUAUUUUUUCAUAUUUUUAUAUUCAAGUACAUAUUUUCAGUUCUCGUGUUAGACUUUAUGAAUAAGGUUUAGAUAAGCUAUCAGGGGUAAGAUGCAUAAUAAAUCCAAAUAUUGUCAGAAAUAAAAUGCUUUUUUUUAGUUAAGGAUUAGCACAAGCUAACUAUUGCUUUGGACCUUAGAUCAAUGUUAAAUGUGGUCUUCAGAGGGCAAGACAACAUGAGAACUGUAUAUGCUUUCCAGUAGUAACUCUCUUGUCACUCCAAAUUCAGAAUAUUUUGAAAGUGAACCUAAUGAUUAACUUAGCUACUUCUUAAAUGUGCUCAACAACUACAUUGAAGCAUUUGGUUCUGAUCCCAGCACUUUAUAAUGCACUGCUUUUGGAAUUCUUAUGCCGUGACAGUUCACUUUAAAAAUAAGUUCAUUUGCACCGAUGGGAACCACUAGGAAGUUAAGUUGUUGUUAAGUAGCUGAUGCAGGGCCUGUAAGAAUGUUACACAUAAUCAGGAUUUGUUUAACUCAGCCAAGGGCCUCUGUACAAGUAUUAACUUCAGACUUCCAUGUCAUUGUGUAAUAUAUUGCAGUUCUAUAUGUAGCAUGUUAGAAACAAUACAAUUGACAUAUGUUAGGGUUAUAUGUAUCUGUUAGAUAUCCCAGCAGAAGGGAUAAUACUACAUUCGACUGUGACAGAUUGCAUUCUCAUGUUUUUUGUUAUGACUUCACUCAUGGCUUUGACAAGCAGUGUUCAGAGUAUGAGAACAGUGUUUAUGAUCUAACACAGGUUUUCCUACUGUCAACACUCCCAGGUCAAACAAAAUAAUUGUCCCAUUAACUUUUGAUAAACAUAUGGAACUUCUUAAUUCACAGAAUGGCAUGCUUACUUUGUAUUAGAUCAAGCAGAUUUGCUAGCUAUCAGUCUUAAAGUGCUAGAAAUGGACUAAAUCAUUGUCACUCAAUGCUCUAGUUCCAAACUGAGGAGGAACUCCUUUGUCCCAAUUCCUGCUGUUGACAAAGAAAAGCCAUUAACAUUGGUAGAAGUCUAUUAUUUCCAUAUACUUUUAAUAAACAGAAUGAAAAUACGUAUGCUAUUUGCAAUAAAAGAAGUUCUUCUCAUGAAGUCUUAUAACUGUUUAUUUGUACUAUUUAUACAUGUAAUAAAAUCAGAAGAGGUAACAUUAA
Messenger RNA from Protopterus annectens (West African lungfish), 9365 nucleotides. It is a transcript of the gene PTPRB, whose product is annotated as protein tyrosine phosphatase receptor type B. Gene Ontology annotation, molecular function: cadherin binding; protein tyrosine phosphatase activity. The transcript has 35 exons. Lineage: Eukaryota; Metazoa; Chordata; Ceratodontiformes; Protopteridae. Gene Ontology annotation, biological process: angiogenesis; protein dephosphorylation. The coding region runs from base 1061 to 7867 and encodes 2268 amino acids. The record is from RefSeq and is a predicted model, not a curated record.